AUUUUAUUUUUAUUAUACCAAUCAUACUUCCCCAAAAGUUAGGGUACCUUAAGUGUGACAAUAAAGUUAAUGGCCCUGGCCAAAAGAGAGCGAAUGCGAGAGCAUACCACACCUGACGUUGAUAAGAGUUUUUCCAGGUAGACACAACGACAAUAUUUAACUUGGCCUCCUGACGGCAGCUCAUUUGAGUUUCACACGCCGACUAGAAGCGGAGGAGGAGUUGGUUUACAAGCUGGAAAAGCUGGGUGUUCCACUCAGAAUCAGAAUAGGAAUCACAAUUCGAGUACAGAGCGAAAGGUGGGGACACAUGUUGUCAUGUUGACAAGUGCGAGGGAGUGGAAAUUGAAGGGCCGUCAGCGGUUACCUCCGAUGUUUUGGUUGUUCUGGAUGUGGCUGUUGCUGCUGGGGUUGCUGCUACCUGGGCAAAUGAUGCUCGGCGAUGCCGCCUCGGUCUCCUGGGGACAUGUCAACAAAUACGCCAGCCUGCUGCACACCGAAGAUGUUUACCUAACGCCGCAGUCACACGGAACCCAAAAUCUCGUCUACGGCUCGCAGAAUGCCAGCGAUAACUACCGGAUUACGGGUAUACAUGUCGAGGAUCUGAGCGAUGGAGCGGAGGCCGUUGUCACGGCAGGUGGCAUAGGCCAUCAGUUUGUGGUCCUGCGAUGCCAGAGAAGCCAGGAGGUGGACAAACCAGAACCAGCUCAUCUCGAGGUGUCCAUCUAUGGAGUGGAUCUCUGAGGUAUCUCUAUUAUCUAGUGACAUUGAGCACUCCACACCCACACAUUGUAAAUAUUAAUUAGUGUAGAAAAUGCUAAGAACUUUCAGCUGUGCAAGCGAAGUGCACAAAGAAAAAUAUUUCUAGUGGAUUUAUUUAAUUUUAGAAUUGCUACAUAGUUUAGGAAAUAAAGGCUAUUCAUUAUUGAAUAUAAAACUGUUA
This is a messenger RNA of Drosophila rhopaloa, 940 nucleotides long. RefSeq lists its product as uncharacterized. The record is from RefSeq and is a predicted model, not a curated record. The transcript has 2 exons. Lineage: Eukaryota; Metazoa; Arthropoda; Insecta; Diptera; Drosophilidae. The coding region runs from base 316 to 741 and encodes 141 amino acids.